Mytilinidion resinicola is the source of this 1656-nucleotide messenger RNA. RefSeq lists its product as uncharacterized. Bases 1 to 1656 code for a protein of 551 amino acids. The record is from RefSeq and is a predicted model, not a curated record. NCBI's taxonomy places the organism in Eukaryota, Fungi, Ascomycota, Dothideomycetes, Mytilinidiales, Mytilinidiaceae. The transcript is spliced from 3 exons.
AUGGUAUCAAAGUCCGCAGAACGGAGGUUCGAGGUAAAGGAACCCAGGACAAGUUGGCAGGACAACACUAACUAUGCAAUUACCAGUCAGUCAAAGAGGCUUAUCGAAGAAGCGUUCGACGAGGCGAAAGCCAAAUUUGCAUCUGACCUCACUCAAGACGAUCGAAAAGCCGAAAUUGCGUCCUCGGCGACGUCGUUACAGGAUGUACAGGCUACAGUCUCCGAGUCGAUGACAAAGUAUCUGUCCCAACGAAAGGAGUCCAAGGCAUGGAGAUGGUUAGAACGGCUCUCGCAUCGAAUCCACUUCUACGGUAGCGUCCUCGACGUUUUUGCCCAACACCAUCCGGAAUAUGUUGCUCUAGUAUGGGGCUCGAUCAAGUUUCUCAUAGUGGCUGUUGAAAACCACGGGAAAGUGAUUGCUACACUAGCGAAAGCGAUAUCUCAGAUCGCAGAUACGCUUCCGCGCAUCGAACUGGCCUCCAACUUAUAUCCUACGGACCGAAUGAGAGCGGCUGUCACAGAUCUCUAUGUCUAUAUCUUGAGAUUCCUCAUCCGAGCACGGGACUGGUACGAAGAAGGAAAACUCUACCACUUCCUUCAUAGUAUCACGAGACCAGAGGAGCUCCGCUACAAAGAUCUCCUGGAGCAAAUAUCACAAAGCUCUCGCAUCAUCAACCAACUAGCAGUGUCAGGCCAGCAAGCUGAAUUCAGAGACAUUCACGACAAAAUUAACAAGACGAGCGCCAUGGUGGAGAAAAUAAGUAACGCAGUGACUUUGCAUUCGGGUGCGCUAAUCGACACUAACGACCGUCUAUCAGACCUGCAAUUCUCCCAAAUCAUGAUGUCACUAUCAGACGUGUCUAUCUGGGAUCCUACGAAAGUAUAUAAAUAUCACCACUCUCUUAAGCAGCGGCGAUCUCACACCGCAGCGGUUCGCUCGGUACCCAACAGCUUCUGGCAGUCGCCAAAGUUGCAUCGCUGGUCAUCUACUGACGACUCGGCCUUAUCAAUCAUUGUCGGGAACUAUCACGCCCGUUUCGUCAUGAGGAAUCUAUGCAUCGAUGUCAUAGAGCAACUUCACGACGCAAAAGUGCCAGUCUUGCUAGCCAUGAGAGUACCGCAGGAGAACGGUUCAUCAGCAAACAUUUCAUCAAACGACCUGCUGAAAUAUCUCGUACGACAAGCCAUUCAAAUUCGACACAAGCUUCAGACAGAGAAGUCAAUGGCCAUGAAGUGUGCUACAUUCCAUGGCGCCUCGACAGAAACAGAGUGGUUUCAAGUCUUGGAAGCCGUACUUGCAGAUAUUGGUAGCCAAGUUUAUAUCAUUGUGGACCUGGAGAUGCUGAAUAGAGACCUUGGACCUGUUGACGGAUUCUCUUGGGUACUCGCAUUCGAACACUUCUUCAAUGAACUCCUGGUCCGGGGACUAUCAACGCAAGUCAAAGUCCUUUUGGUCAGUUAUAGUUCACUUCCUUUCCAGUUAUCGGCUGCGGAUCGUUCAAAAUUCGUUACUACGGCAAAGACGCAGCUUACGACAGCUCGUCAACGGAAGGCUGGUAGAGGUGUGAGGUUGCCACAACUACCCUUUCGACUGAAAAAUAUACCAGGAUCUCCUGCUAAAAAUUCCCAAGAAAGAGGACCCAGACGUCGACCAUAA